AAAACCUCCCACAUCUGGACAUAGUUAAGGCAGAAGGAAGUUGGAGUGAAUGCAGAAAUAUUCCUUCUCACAUCAGCUGUCUUUAGUAAGAGGGCCUUUUCUCACUCCACCUCAGCGAUGACUCUUCUUCUUCUUCUAAUCGUUCUCGUUCUUAGUGAUCUGCCAGGUUCUCUCUGCACAGUGAGCACUGUUGGAGAUCUGUCUGUCCUGGACGGUCAGUCCGUCACUGUCCCGUGUCACUAUAACCCGCAGUACAUCAGUCACGUGAAGUACUGGUGUCAGGGCCGGAUGAGGGAGUUCUGCACGAGCCUCGCGCGCACCGAUGAGCCCGAAUCAGCCCCUAACGGGAGUGGAAAGGUGACGAUCGCAGACGACCCCACGCAGCACGUGUUCACCGUCAGCAUGCGCGAGCUGACGGAGGAGGACUCGGGCUGGUACAGGUGCGGGGUGGAGCUCGGGGGGAUGUGGGUGGCUGACAGCACUGCCUCCCUGUAUAUCAGCGUCAUUCAAGGUAUAUCAGUGGUGAGCAGUUUGCAAAGUGCAGAGGAAGGCAGCAGCAUCACUGUUCAAUGUCUCUACAGUAAAAGCCUCAGGUCCAGUGAGAAGCGGUGGUGUCGCAGUGGGGACGUGAACUCCUGCAUGGUGACGGACUCUGAAGGAAAAUUCAUCAGUAGCAACGUGUUCAUGCAUGAUGACAGGAACAGCAUGUUGACGGUGACGAUGCAGCAGCUGAAGAUGAGAGACUCAGGCUGGUACUGGUGUGGAGCUGGUCAACAGAAGGUGGCUGUUCAUGUGUCAGUCACACCACAAACCACAACACUGAGCACAACAGUCAAGAAUCAAGAAUCUGUAAUGAGCUCAAAUGACCCUCACAGGCGUCCUGUUUGGGAGACUCCUCUUGUGGUGUGUGGGGUCAUAUUGCUGGUCCUGACUGUUUUUUUGGCACUUUGGAAGUUGCGGCAGUUAUUUAAGAAUAAGCAGAAACAUCGAGGGACAAAUGAAAUGAAUGAUAAUCUCACAAUGUGUCCAUGGAGAGAAGGAGACUAUAAGAACCCCUCUGUGAUUUUCCUGAACGCUCCAGCUCAGGUCCAGAUGCUCUAACAGAGAAGCCUCAUGAUGGGAAACACCAGACUCAUGGACAUUCAUGAUGAUGAAGAAGAUCAUAAAGUGAUCUGAUGGACACUUUGACUCUUCAAGUCUCUUUAUGAAGUCUAUGAGAGUCCUGCAGACUGGAGAAACUGAAGACUGGUCUAAUAUUUGACAUUCCUUCAUAUUUAACAGGAAGAUCAUCUUUCAUUGUAAUGCAUUUUUUUUCUUGUCUUGUAUUUCCAGUGGUGGACGAAGUACACAAAUCAAGUACUUGAGUUAAACUACAUAUAUAAUAAAAUAUUACUCCAGUAAAAGUAAAA
Messenger RNA from Carassius gibelio (silver crucian carp), 1409 nucleotides. RefSeq names its product polymeric immunoglobulin receptor (gene pigr). The coding region runs from base 118 to 1101 and encodes 327 amino acids. NCBI's taxonomy places the organism in Eukaryota, Metazoa, Chordata, Actinopteri, Cypriniformes, Cyprinidae. The record is from RefSeq and is a predicted model, not a curated record. The transcript has 8 exons. Gene Ontology annotation, cellular component: plasma membrane. Gene Ontology annotation, molecular function: transmembrane signaling receptor activity.